Messenger RNA from Amoebophrya sp. A120, 18567 nucleotides. NCBI's taxonomy places the organism in Eukaryota, Dinophyceae, Syndiniales, Amoebophryaceae. The record is from the annotation of a GenBank genome assembly.
AGUUUAGAAUCUUUAUCGAAUGAAAAUUCGAGAGGAUUUUAAAUCUCCAACAAAAUUAUAAAUCGCGACAAUUUAAAUUUUGUUAAAAGCAUUUCUAACCACCACCAUGAGUUUUGUUGACAACUACUAAGUAUUCUUGUUCAACGACUUCAUCAACAUCUCUACCCUGAAAAUAAAACGAGUACAAAAAAAACCGAAACCCAACAAACCGGAGUACUAUUACUGCAAUAAACGACCCCUACUUGUAGAAGUUUUCAUCUUGUUUCUAAAAUAAGCAUUGCUGUUGUUCCUCAAGAACAUUGCAGCAUUUGUAAGAAUUUUUCACCCGGCGCCCGUGGAAACUAAAAGGAAAAGUAACUCGAGGACCUGCAGCAGCUCCGAAGUCAUCUCGGCGAGAACAACUAGGACGACCAAGAACUACUAUCAAAUGCAACUAUGUCUAUGUCUGGGUGGUCUGGAAGAACGUUGCAGAUUUUUGUCAUGUUGUUUUUGCAUGACACAGAAAGUCUGAUGUCAUGGAAGCCCCUAGUGGUGCAUCACAGAUUUCAUCGAGAAGCUUCCGCAUUGCAGCCUAAUCCGCAUGACAAAUAAUCCCCCAUUUUGGUGACAGGGAGUGGGCGUCUUGUGCUGCCUCUGCGUGAGGGAUUAUUUGCGUGAGGUCUUGUGAAAUGCGCAUCUUCACAAGUUCGCAUCCUUCCCGAUAUGAUCCAGGAAUAUUUGCAUUUGAUAACUACUUCCAGUAGUUGAAACCUUGUUUCCACAACCUGCCACAACCUGCAAAAGAACUUCUCGUUGGCGACACGCUCGCACAUCCACUACUUCGCAUUUUCGACCAAGACUUCUAGUCUAGUUGAAAGUGCACCACCCAAGAACAAGCAUGCCCAAGCCGCCGGACACGGUGAUGACUCGGGGGGUGCCACUGCCAGCACCCCUCUCUGCGGGCGGUACCACGGGCGGCCGCGGAGGUCCUCGUGGAUCUCUGCCCACGUAUCCACAGUAAAUUUCCCGUACACGUACAAAUGCAUUCUCUGCAUGACAAAACUUGCCUUCAAUCCUAGUCCAGCAUGACAAGUUGGACUCUGCAAGGUAGCGAAAUUUGUCAUGCAUUUUGUACAUGUACAGGAAAUUUACAUUGCAUACCACGACCCUGAAGACUAUGACGGCCUCAGGUCGGAAAUCCUCUAAGUGGAAAUAAUUUGUAAUGCAAAAACACGAAAAAUCCAGCUGAGGCACCAUUUCUAGUCGGCGCAUGACAAAUUUCCCGGGCUGCACUCAAACCGUGUCUGUCAUGCGUGUUAGGCACAGGGGCGCGGCCCUUCUCUCAUGCUAAUCAGCAGCCCAAUUCUGUUGAACUCGUAGAAGCACCACACGAGUCGGCCUCCAUUGCUUUCUCUGCAAUAUUACAGUCUUUUUGAUGUCGCAUUUCAUGCAUCACAAAUUAUUUCCACUUUGAGACUUUCCAUUCUGAGGCCUUCAUAAAGACGUUGCUCUACCUGACCGGGGGCGGAGCCACGCUCACCUCUGGGACCUACAACCACUUGGAUAUCACAAGGAAAAAUCCCCCCUCCCCAUAUCAACCGGAAGUUUCUGAUGCUGGAUUUGCGUACACAAAUCAGGUUUGUCUUGCAGUUGUAGAGGACUGCAGGCUCCUGCCAAGCCUGCUGAGUGGAGAGGUUUAAUAUUUGGCGUAGGCGCUUAGCUGCAUGAGAAACUUCUAUGCUGUAGGCCCAACAGCAUCACAAACCGCCUGCGUAAUUAUGCGGCCGAGCCUGCGGAGUUGUCUUCUUGCAAGACAGACGUGAUCUACUGUGGGCUCAAAUCAGAGCAAGACAAAUUUUCGGAAACAUAUCAUACCUGUUCGAUACAUAUGGGGAGGGGGGAUCUUUCAUCUCAAUAUUGGACCGCACCGACCUCGCAGCGGACCUCCAGGACGGUGUGGGCAACAUGCUGGACGAGGACCAAUAUCCUGUGCAAAAGUAUCGUAUAAUUUUCGUAUUGCAGUCAUGCAUUACAAGUUUUUUUCUUAAGGUAAAUAAAUCCGCAUUUACAAAUUUCAUUUCUCAUGCUGAAGAAAUUUUUAUUUGCAAUGCAUUUAGUAUACGAGUACGAUAGCGAUACUUUUGCAGUGCAUAAUGAAGUCGGGACCACGGUGGAACAGCACCACGACCAGGACGACGUGGUCAAGAACACCAUGCUGGACGACCAUAUCAACUGUAAAAGUGUCUCCGUCUGGAAGAAUUCAUGUUUGUCAUGCUUGUCUGGCAUGACUCUUAAAUCUGUCAUGCACGUUACCCAGGAGCUCCGCUUUUCUGUGAUGCAGAAGCGCAGUUUGUCAUGCAGAAUAGGCAACACCUAGGAGCUCAGAAACUGGUCGAGCUGAGCCAGCAUUUGUAGUCUCAUCAUGAGACGCCAACCAGCAUCACAAAUUCCCAGACCCAGACAUUUUUACUUUUGAUAGACCACCAGGAGUCCACGCAACUCGGGACGUCGACCACGGAUGAACAUGAGCAGUUUCUCCAACAGCAUAUGAAAAGGAAAAAUCCCCCCUCCCCAUAUCAAAACGGAAAUCUGUGAUGCUCGAUUUGCGUACACAAAUCAGAUUUGUAUUGCAGGAAGGCACUGCGACCAGAUCCCCAGGCUAGCUGGGGGCGUAUGGGUCUAGUUGUUCAGCAUUGCAAACGGCUGACCUUUAGGCCCAACAGCAUGACAAAUCGCUUCGAUAAUGGGGCGGAAGCUUCUGCCCUUGUCUUCUUGCAAGACAAAUGCGAUCUGUGACGUCAAAUCAGCAACGCAAAUUUUCGGCAAGAUACCUUUUCGAUAUGGGGAGGGGGGAUUUUUCCUCUCAAUACAGCAGGAACUGGAGCUACAGCAGCAUGCCGCGGAGAUUUCUGCUGACCAAUUGCAGCCCGGGCAAGAAGAUGAAGCAGAAGAUGUUGCUGGACCCGGCUCCGCUUUUGUCACCACGACGCAGGAGAACCGUUCUUGCGGCGGGGGUAUGAAAUGCAAAAGUAUCGUACUUGUAGUACUUCUUGCAAUCAUGCAUUACAUAUUUUUUACUCAAGGUAGACCCGCAUUUUACAAAUUUCAUUUCUCAUGCUGAGGAACAAUUUGUCAUGCAUUUAUACGAGUACAAUACACUUUUGCAAUGCAUAGGAAGCAAAAACUCUUGCGGCGGCUCGUCCCGGCGGACGACGAGGGUGUAGCACAAGGAAAAAUCAUCGUCCCUCCCCAUAUCGACCCAGCACGUCUUCGAAAUAAAUUUGUGUUGCUGAUUUGUGACCACAAAUCGCGUCUGUCAUGCAAGAAGGCAAGAACCCCACGGACUCCGCCGCGUUUAUUAUGCAGGCGGUUUGUUAUGCUGUUGCUGCUGCUUUUCAAUCAUGCUAAGUGGCUAGGCCAGAGCCGCUCUACAACUCCGGCGCGAUAUGUGUCCUCAGUCUUCUCCAACAACCACAACAAAUCUGAUUUGCAUACGCAAAUCCAGCGUCAGAAACUUCGUUUCGAUAUGGGGAGGGAGGUUUUUUUCACUUUUAUAAGGUGAACGCGAAAGCAUCUGCCACGGUAUCCCGUGUAAAAACGUCCUCACCUCGUCUUCCCCAGAUUUGUCAUGCAAUAAACCCUGCAAACCCAGAAGUAGAAUUCGAAUUGCAUGUUUCUCAUGGGCAGCCGCAGUCACGUGAAUCACUGUUGCAGUGUCGCCUCUAGUGCUAGGAUCAUAGGGACGAGUACUAGGUUGCCCAAUUUUUCUUUAUACAAACAUCGAUCUUUUAUUUAUGCGAUACAUACGCUUCUGACACCACUAGCGAGGCGUAAACACCGGCUUACAACAAGACCGACCCGCCUUCGUCAUCUACGAGCGCAGUUUCUAAUUUGUCGCGCGCAAGAAGAACAGCCAAUGCCAACAGUUCUUAUGUGGAUUGUGUAAGAAAGUUCCUAUCGUGUCCGUGAGUUCGACCGAUAGGUUACGGGCAGCUGUGGGGGGGCGUUGGGGGAAGUUUUCCACAGGAUAUAAGGCCGUGGUGGCAAAAGCGGCGGCGCCCAAGCCGAACAAGGCGCAGCCGAAUCUUUCGCCGCGCCAGACGUCGGUUGUGAAGCUGCAGUUUCCACAGCCACCGCCUCGCGCGGGUACUGCUUCGAGGAUCCCUGGCCCUGCCUUGUUAUGAAAUGCAAAUUAUAUAAUGCCUGGGUCUGGAAUAGACAUAAAGUUGGAACUUGUGAUGCUGCAUUUGGAUUCUAAGAAAAGUUGUAUUGCAUCCGCUGCAGCAAAAGAGGCCUAAUUUUAAUUUUUGCUACGCCAAAAGGGCAUUUGUCAUGCGGGAUUUUUGGCAUCAAGAAGCCCUCAAAUAAAACUCUGUGAUGCAGCUACGGCAUACAUGAUCACAGACAUCAUGGCUCAUGCAAAACGUGCAUGACAAAGUUGCACCCAGUGCGGCCCAGACAUAUUUGCAGUUGAUAUGCUACGCCGAUGCAGCUGCCGCCCGGUCAAUCGCCUCCUCCGGGUGAGUAUCCAUCACCGGAGCUGCAGCUGCGGCCAUGGGAAAGCGUAUCCACCGGAAUAAAUAUGUCGGGGUCUGGAAGAUGAAUGCAAGUUUGUUCAGAUGCUUGUCUCGCAAUAUUAAAGUUAAACGAUUCCUGAUCGUCCUGAAUCUGUGAUGUGCGUGACUGAGCAGAGGACAAAUGAAAGCCUCGCGCCUCUGGCAUGCAAAAACCGAUACAGAAAGCGAGACACAUUCAACUUGUAUGUAGCGCGUCGUGGCUGCUGAAUAUAACAAUAUAUAAACUAAAACUAGCAUUACAGCAUUACUACAAAUUUCAUCCAGACGUCCAGGGAUAUUUGCACUGGAGACCACUACGACGACCGGAGCACCGGCGUCGGUUCAGAUUGGAGCUGGGAAGAAGAAGAGCCACUCGAUCUGGAUGACAUUGACAUGCCGAGGGCUAGGUUUCUGGACGAGGACAACACGCAGCUCGAAUUUCACGCACCGACUGGGACUGGCACUACACCGGGACCGAAGGGUGAAUGGUUGAACUUCCCCCCUGCAAGGUAUGCAUUGCAAAUAUAAUGUCUGGGUCUGGAAAGAACGAAAUAAACUGCAGCAGUUUAUUGCAACGCAGCCUUUCUGUGCCCCUCGGCGGGCUCAAUCUCGAUCAUGCCCGGUUCUGCAGUGUAGGACCUAGCAACACAGAUGAUGAUUCUGCGAAAUGAUCUUAUUUGCAAUGGUGCUUAUACCGCAUGAGAAGCACCCGCUUAACUUGAUCCAAAGAGGGCAACCUUUGGUGCCAGGAGUCAUGCAACACAUCAACAAAUUUUUGCAUUUGUGCGACGGCCACGCACAGGCCGCGUCACAAAUUUGCCUCGUCCUGCCAGACAGACACGUUCGCAAUGCAUACCUGCUCGUCGAAGGAUCCCAAGGAGACGCAUAUUGUGAGGAAAACUCCCCACUCCCCCUCUUGAAAGCGCGUUGUUCUGAAAAUUUGUGAUGCAGAUUUGUGGCCACAGAUGCGGUCUGUCUUGCAAGAGAGCAACGGCAGGGAGCGCGCCGCGUUGCGCAGGCGGUUUGUAACGCUGCGAGGCUUACUUCUUGGCAGACGUCUGCCAUGCUAAGGGCCCACGCCUGAGCGCCCCUAUCCAGGCUUUGUAUCUGCCUGGAGUCCUCUACUGCAAGACAAAUCAAUCUGAUUUGUGUAGGCAAAUCCAGCAUCGCAGGUUUUUGCUUCAAGAUGGGGAGGGGGGAUGUUUCCGUUUGAUAAGGCAUCGAAAGCUCCUCCGGGGCAUUGAUUUCUUAUGCAGUGCAAAUAUUUCGGGUUCUUGGUCUGGAAAACUGUCAUGGUAAGUAAUACACCAGUAGCGCAAAGUGCGUGCGUUAGCAUUACGCAGCCAGGCCCGGCAAUUUUUUGCGCGCGUCAACAGUGGUGCCUAAAACGUAUGUAUGAAAACCAAAUGAAAUCGCAUUUCUGCCUGACAACUAAGCAGCGCUAUUCCGCAACAUGCCGCAUAGAGCACAGCAGAUGCAGAAGUAUGCGACGGAUUGCCGCAUGACAACUACAGUCUGCCAGACCCAGACGCAGACACAUUUGCAAAGCAUAUUUCUAUUUGCAGUACAAGGAGGCGGAACUCUUGGGCACCAACUGGAACGACGAGAGCUGGUCGCUGUGGGACAGGAGCCAGAAUCUGCGCUGGUUUGAGCUUGGCGAGGCACCAUCCGCGAACGGCCGCGGCCUGAAGAAGACGUGGUGCUUCCUUGACAUUGUCAACGCCGAAACGCACGACGAAUCUGGAAACCAGAUCACGCCUCCGGACCAAGCAGGACAAGUUGCGCCGAGGACCGAGCCCUACUACGUGGAGCAGACUAGCCGUGGCGGGCUACCGAUUCACCUUGUCGCGUACUGUGCCGCGGACGAAAGGGUGUCGAACUGGUCGGAGAUCGCCAAUGACAACCGAAAAGCCGCUGUGCGGUUCCGCCCUAUCCGGUCUAAAAACGUCGCCACCUCCUCACGGAGUUCUUUUGCAGGAGCUCACACAGAUCUACUUACACGUGGUGGAUGGGGACUCUAGAAACACAACUAGUACUUACUCAUACAAGUAUCAUGUAGUAAAACAAACUAAAAGGCGUUUUCAGGCGCAUUUAGGAACAACUUGUCAUGCUCGAGUAACUUUAUGUAUCCUUCGAGAACAACGAGAAGUAAAAAAGCUCGUGCCGCAAAAACAAAAAGUGUGCUGCGACGACACGUGCUAACAAAUGGUCCUUGGUCUACCUGCAAUAAACCAAGCAACUUUCGGCUGUGUUCGUUGUGCAGAACUUCUCACGAACACCAUGACUACAUCACAGCGCUUGAAAGAUUCGUCGCUUCGCGGACCACGCAAGUAGAAAAGCUGUUUGUAAAAAAUCAAUAGCAUCACCCUAUCGCGACAAGAACGCCGGGCUGGGGUGGACGUUCUUUUUAUGCAGGAUACGGCCCGUCCUGCAGUUUUGGCAGCCAGCAGCUCAAACCUCCGACACCGGCACGUGGAAGGAGGAAGACCGUGCAGAUCAGGCCGCUGCGAUCCGCGCUCUUGACACGGGCGCUCGGCUGUCCGAAGUGGAGCUGAAUGCUGCGUCGACGGCAUUGGGGGCGGUUUGUUUUGCUAACUUGGAGAAAAUGGAGGUUUUUGCGAGUGAUCGGGAGAACAUUUUUUUUUCGCUCCGGUGGAAGCCUCCAUUUGUCUUCGGCAAGGUGGGACUCACUAUCGAACAAGCAGAAAAACUCGCAGCGGACAAGCAAGCAACAAUCCACGCACUCCGCCUGGCAAACAUCGAGCAGGAAAAAAAAGUGCAGGAAGCGAAGAAAAGCCAGGAGGCGGCUGAAGCAGCGGGCAUCACUGGCAGCACUGCGGCUCAGCGCGCGAGGGAACAAGCGCGCCAAGCAAUCAGCGCAAAAGAGGCCGCGGGGCGUCGCGUUCAAGCUACCCCCUUGGAAACAUCUCUGGCGCUCUAAUUCCCGUCCUCUGUCCUAGAACAGUGAUAUAAGUAAUUACUUGAGUGGUAGAGGUAGUCGUAGUACUGUGCCGCCCGGACAGGAGGAGUGUGGGCUACACACUUUGUACUUUUAAGAUGAAUGAGAAGGGGUAUGAUUUUUCUGUAUUUGUUUCCACCAUCUUGCUGGACUAGCACUAGUACUAGGAACCGUUUUUCAUUGCGAAUGGGCGUUCUGGUUCUUGCUUCGAACUGCAGUUUUUGUAAACACAGAAAAGGCAAACAUGAUCCGAGGUCUUAUUUACUUAAUAUUUAUAGUUGCUCUUAAUGUACUAGCACGAUGCCUUUUUGGUCUCCAGGAAUACAUUCAUCUUCAUCAACAAAUGAAAAUAAAUGAGGACUUGCAUUGUCAUCAUGCAAAUUCUGAAGUACUUAUUGCAACUCAUCAUAGCAGAGAGGACCACGACCGCGAAUGAAACUGCGAUGAAGAGCAAUUGGCUCUUUAUAUUUAGCCUGGGACAGAGAAGCCUAAGCGCGGAGACUCGUUUCCUCUGGAUGGAAGCGCUCGAAAGGAAAGUGGACGCGGGACAAGACAAAAUCCAGCAAUUGCAGACCGUUGUGGAGAGAGCACGAUACGAGCAAGCGGCAGCAGAAGAAGCCGCAAGAGCCGCGCGCACAGCAGCUGCGGGCCCUCGUCCUCCACCAGGAGCUGGAGCAGGUACGAAUCGCUUUGUCUGUGUUUCCAAAUGCCGAGCUAGCUAGAACAGUUAGCAACUUCGGCGGUAAGCAUUAUUUACGUAUCUCUACUAAGUAACAAUUGUCAAUCUUUGCGGCGUGUGCCGGUUAGGGUUUAUGAUUAUGCUCUUGUACUACUAUCAGUCUAUUUAUUAGCCAUCAUUCUCGGCGGUUGUAAAUCGACGACGAGUUUUAGUUAAUGCCUGAGACUACACUUACUCCUACGACGUCCGCGCUUCAGUCCAUGUUUUCUAUUUUCAUCUCAUCAUCUCGAGGUCGAGGAUGAGGAAAUGAGAAGUUUAAUAAACUCUUGUAGCUGCGCUCGGGCGCUGCAAGUCUGAUGAUCGCGGCCCUGGUGCUGUUGGUCUACUUACUACUUCAUCGUGGCAACACCAACACAAGUGAAUGUGAAAUUCAAAUUUCAAACGCACUUCCACUUCCAGGACAACCUCUUGCUGGUGCUCGUGGCCAACGUUCACCGCCUGUUGGCGACCCAAGAACUUCAUUUUCUCCUCCUCCUCGUCCUCGCGCACAAGAACCUUCGUGGACGGCAGGUCGUCGACCACCACCUCGCACUUCUCUUGGUCUUGCUGCAAUCACAGCUUCCCCUCCCCCUGUGCCUCGUCUUGGUGGAGGUGGCCGAGGCGCUGCUCCUUUUGCGGCGGGUCCUUCUGGUGGAGCAAGAAGUACUUACAAAAUUUUUACACGAUCACGACCGACCAGCAGCUAGCACUAUUCUUCUCUGAUCGGCUACGUUCUUCGUUGGCGAGGGCAGGGCUUCUCGUCCUUUGGAUUUCUUUCUACUACCGCCCCGGCCAUGCCGGAGGUUUCGAUUGUAUGAAUUACCGGGCUUGUAGAAUUGAAAUUGUAUUUCUCGGGAACAGGUGUUAAUUUUGCGAGGGUCAACGACUAGUCUCUCCCCCUAACGGUUUUGAUGGGUCGUGUUCGGGUCCCCGAUUCCCCCCAGAGGUCCUAUUCCUCUCUCUGAUACUUGGGGUCUUCGCUUAUUUCAUCGACGUCAGGAUGGCCAAGUAGUCGGCGUUUUUGGAACAGGCUGUGGCUUCUCCGAUUGGUAGCUAGAAGCGCGGCCCGUCCGGAAAUUAUCCACAUGCCGGCGAGGGCUCGCGAGCUGGGGUUUCCCAGACAAGCCGCGGCUAGGUGGCGUUAUCCUGAGUAAAAACGUCCCCACACCAGAGUUGUCAUGCAGAUUUGCAAUGACAGGAGCAUUUGUAAUGCGCAUCGCCAGGAGAGGCAUUUUUAGUCGUGUUUUGGAAUUUGUAAUUCUGUAAACAGGAUGAGCAGAUGGGUUUCUGAUGCAGCUGGCGUUGCGAAGAACCUGCACUACGCUACGGACUGCAACUUGUGAUGCGUGACCCCCAAAAGUUCUAGGCUUGUGUUGCAAAAUCCCCUUUCUCGACUCUGGUGCGGGGAUGUUUUUACUCAGGAUAGGCGUCGGCGCUUUUUCAGUUGGGCGUAGCUUUCGGUCGGAUUUCCCGUAGGCGGGGUCCGUCUCUUUCUUGGCGGAUAUACUUAGCGUGGCAGCGGGGUCGUGGUCUACAGGCCGAUUCCCGCCGGAUAUCAGGGCGCCGCGGUCGUGUUGUUUCGUAAGGGUACGAGCACACCGCGCAGGUCCCGAUGAUGCGCUCGAGUUUGAUGGCCGCGGGUUUGGGGUUUGAAGUGGAGGCUUUCCGCCCGUAUGUCAAGGUCAGAGGGCGAGUGCUACUCCUACUCUGGGAGCCGUUGUAACAGGUGGGUAGUAUGGUCGAAACGGUAUUCCUUCUGGUAGAUGGGUAUAAGAGUCCUUCCGGUGGAAUAAUUUACACCGCUUUGGCUUUUCUAGGCAUCAGAACUGAAAAAUAAUAAAAUAACGCGUCGCCCUUGGUGUCCUUCUCCUUGUUCAUUCUGGGCAGCUCGGAUGAGCUGGUGGAAUCGGUCGUGUCUUCGCUUCUUGGUGAAGCGAAGCAGGAGCACCGUCGACGUACUUAUUAGUGAGGCUUUUACGUACAACACCACCUGGCACUGCUUCUAGCUUCUUAGGCAAGCAAAAACUGCCAUGCUCGCUGAAACUGAUGGCGGUGGCCCUUCGACGACGUCUCCAAGAAUAGCGAGCAACUUUAUUCUGCGACAUGAGUUUCCUAGAAGGCUGCAACAACAAAAAAAUCAUCGCGCAAGAACUCGUCGCGCACGAGUUAGAUGCACAAAAUUUUCUAUGAAAAUGAAUAUGAAACUUUCAAUCACCAAACUCCAGCGGUGGCUCGGUCACCAGUGCUGCAGGCCCUUUAUGACCAAGCAAAGGCGUUUGCUGCAGGGGCGUACGAUGAGGCGCUGGAGGAGAUGGUGAAGAUGUUUCGUACUGCACAAGGGGUUUAUUUGCCUAACCUGCUCAAUUUUCUCCGCGAGCCGGACACCAGGGAAGUCUUUGGAAUUUUUCAAAUGCUGAACUGGAUGAACGGGGUCCAUGUGCGGUCGGACGCGCCGACGUGGAAGAUGGCAUGGGCUUUUGACAUGACGCAACACAGCAAGUUGCAAGGGGCUUUCGUGUUUAUGGGUCAGGAAAUUCUGAAGGCUCUGAACAAUGACCCCUCCGCGGGGCUGUACCUCUCCCGCGCACUUUUUGCGAGUAGUGGCACCGGAGCGGACAACGGGAACUUCAAAAACACGAUCCUCGACGGGGACGGCUUCCUCGGAGCAGAAGAGUACACCCAAAACGACCGGCAGAGCGAUGGAUUGACGGAGGGAACAAAAAACCUGAUCGCGAUCGCGCAAGGAGACACGCCCCGAACAUCAACAACAGCGCUAACACUCCGACAGCCGUACCCGCGGGUCUUUGGGUUGUUUCGUUCAGUGCACGAGGGGGCAAGCAUGUUGUUCGGCGAUGACGUGGCGAAAGGCAAUGCCUUUAAAGAUGCCGAUUUCGAACGCACUUGGAAUUUUUUUGUGCGUGAUUUUGAUACGAAAUUUCGCACCAAAAUGGGUGAAGGUCGGAAGCCGAACGAGAUUGAACGUCUCGAGGUCCUCUGCGAGGGGGACCUUACCAAGUUCCUUUACAAUGCAGGGCGAAGAAGUGCAACAAUGGCGCAUCGUGGCGGUAUUUGCAGCUAAUGCUUCCUGGCGUAUAAUUCCUUACGGUUCAUCUACCAAUGCGCUUUUGUGUUGCGGACUUCCAAGUAUUGGCGCCUUUAGUAUCAAAAAAACGGAGCACAAAUAAAUAAAAAGUGCUCAACUCGUCCCAGAAAGGCGAACUCCUUGUCGUGCAAAGAAGAUGAUGAUCCCCCCAAUCAAUGCUACGACGGAAAUCUCGUGUUGCAUCGCAUCAAGCGACGAGUGCUUUUUUACUGAGUUUGCUUCAAACUCUAGUGCGCUCUGCAGCUCUACUACGUGGGCGAUCACCCGUGCAGUGCCACUGCGCAGCGCAGAUCGAAGCAAACUUGUGUUGCUGCUACAUAAAACCACAUUUCUCACCGUCAGAAGGCUUGGGGACUAAGGCUUUCUGGGGGUCAUAUCAAUAGUUGAAGGGCAAGGGAUCAUUGUGGGGAGGCGGCAUGUGUCUUAAGUUGUUCAGAUUGGAUCGCUUGCCUCUUCUCUCGGACAGGAACUGCAGCAGGAAGGGGCUGCUUGUUCCCCCGCGCGAGCACCACGACGGUGAAGGUUUGCCAGGCUUCAACCACUAUGCACUGCAAAAGUAGCGUGCUCGUAGUCAUACUAAAAAUUGCAGUUACGCAUCACAAAUUUCUUUUCCAAGCUAAAUCUAAUCAGCAUGACAAAUUCCAUUUGUCACGCUGAGCUAAUUUGUAUUGCUAUUGCAAUACUACGAGAAGUGCGGAGAUACUUUCGCAGUGCAUAACCACGACGGUGAAGAUUUGUCCCUCGCGCGUGUUGUCGCACACGCGCUGCGUGACAGGGCGAGGCGGUGGAACGGGCCGUUGCAUGUCGACACGCGCUGCGUGACACGGCGAGGCGGUCGCUGGCCGGGGAUGGGGGCGACGUUCCGUCGCAUAUACUUUGGAUUCCAGAUUGAUAUAUAAAGCAAUCUACUAUAAUCCCGAGGGGUAGGUUGUUUUUAUGUGUGGAGAGAUUUAGAAUCAUGGCUACAGUGCAAGAUCCUGAAUUUCGUCGCACAUAAAAGCGACGUAUGCCCCGGCACCAUAGGUUGAUCUUUUGCAAAUCUAGAAUCCAGGGUAUGCGAUCCAACGUCGGGCGAUCAGAGGUCGAUUUUAUUUAUGGCCGCGAAAUUUUCGCGACAACCGACUCAACCUUUUGCAAGCAGAGGUUGAUUUUAUCGUCGCGAAAUUUCCGGAGCCAUCGAACCGACCUCCUGGAACAAGCAGAGGUCGAUUUAUUUUAUGGCCGGGAAGUUUUAUUUUCUGCAGCCAUUGAUGGCUGGAGGUGGACGGAGAAGACGCGGCCGAAAAUGAGCCUGUAGCUUUGCCCAUUUUAUUAGGUCAGGGCCUAUGCCAGAUAAAGGUGGGAGGGGCAAUGGACGGCGUGCGGAUUUCCGCAAGGAAAGCAGGACUGCCGCUUAUUUCUGUAAAGAGAGUACUUGUAGUUCCGUCGCGCGAGCACCACGACGGUGAAGGUUUGCCAGGCUUGAACCUGAUCGCGUGAUAGAUAUGGAUGACAUACAUGUCGAAGAGAUACUAGAAACUGGCGAAGCAAUCAAGAUCGUGUUGAAGUUUUUGAUGUUGUACAAGCCCACUUCUACAUCUACUGCCGUUGUACCUGUAAAACUCGCACUACUUCUUCUACUACAUUCUCCAGUUGCACGAGUAUUAAGUACGCUCAUGAUGUGCGACCAUGAGGUACUUAUUUAUUAGCAAGACGAGGCUAAGAACGCGAGACGAAGUAGUUCUUGUAGGCUACAAAUGAUGCGAGACGAGGACUUUGCGGAGAAGCAGAAGUCGAAUCAAUACCGCAAACGCAAAUAGUACGUGAUAAGACAUCAAAAAGAAAAACUCAUAUUUAUCAGGCCCACCCGCAGCAGCAACAGCUGCAGCAGGACCUGUCUCUGCAACAGGAGCUGAACAGUCCGGAAUCACCGCGCAGCAGCCGCAACAAGAUUAUAUGCACAAAAAAAUCCCCCAAGCCAACAGCAAGAUCGUAACGGAUCUUGCAAGUACUGCUUCUUCAGCAUCAAACCUGGUGGCAUCUUCAAUUGUGCUUCAUUAGUAAAAAGCGCCACACAUUAUCCAUGCGAAACGAAAUGAGUCGCCUUCGAAGUGCCGCUUGCUAGCGGCGUAGUGCUUCGUAUCGCGGCCGUGCUUCCUUUUUCUGACUAAGGCGGGCUCAGCAACCAAGAGAGCUUUUUUUUUCGUAGAUGUGAUCCGUGAUUGCUUUCGCUGGCUGAGGAUGAGGGCUUUUGUGUGCAUAGCGUUUGUUCGCUCGCUGAUGGAGAAGCGUGAAGCUCUGAUGGGCCUGGUGGAUGGACCAGCUGUACGUGGAUCAUUCGAUUUAUCAAAGGAGGAAAAGGCGAAGCUUGAGGAGCAAGUCAAGCAGAUCGAUGCGAAUAUGCAUUGCAAAAGUACCGUACUCGCAGAAAUGCAUUACAAAUUUCCUCACCAUGAGAAAUAAAAUUUGUAGUGCGAGUUUACCUUAAGAAAAAGAUUUGCAAUGCAUGAUUUUUGCAAUUACUACGAAUGCGAUACUUUUGCACAGGAUAGCGAAGCUGUAUGAGCAAUUGGGCGAUGGUUGGUACGAAAAGCUCAAAGCAUUCCGGCGCGCGUCAUCUUUUCGUCCGCCAGGAGCUGGAGCAGGUACCAGUCGCUUUGUCUGUGUUUCCAAAUGCCGAGCUAGCUAGAACAAUUAGCAACUUCGGCGGUAAGCAUUAUUUACGUAUCUCUACUAAUAAUUGUCAAUCUUUGCGGCGUGUGCCGGGUAGGGAGGGUUUAUGAUUAUGCUCUUGUUGUAUCAGUCUACUCACGCGACAGAUUCUGCGAAAACGCUACUUCUUCUACUACAUUCUCCAGCUGCGCGAGUAUUAAGUACGCUCAUGAUGUGCGACCAUGAGGUACUUAUUAGCAAGACGAGGCUAAGAACGCGAGACGAAGCAGUUCUUGUAGGCUAAAGAUUAUGCGAGACGAGGACUUUGCGAAGAAGCAGAAGUGGAAUCAAUACCGCAAACGCAAAUAGAACGUGAUAAGACAAAAAAAAAACUCAUCUUUAUUUAUCAGGCACAUCGACAUCCCCAGUAACAACAGCUGCCAGUCGUGCUGCAGCAACAGCUGCCGCUUCUCUUGCAGCAACAGCUGACGCUCGUCUUGCAGCAGGAACUGCUCGAGCUACACCUACACUCCCCGGGCCGACCACCGCGCAACUACCGCAAUGGCGAGAUAUGCACACAAAAAUCCCGCCCCAAGCCAACAUCAAGGUCGUGGCGGAUCUUGUAAGUAGAAGGUCAGCUUCUACUUCUUCAGCAUCAAACCUGGUGGCAUCUUCAAUUGUGCUUAAUUAGUAAAAACAAAAAGCGCCAAACGCGAUCCAUGCGAAACGAAAUGAGUCGCCUUCGAAGUGCUGCUUGUUACUAGAGGUGUAGAGCUUCGUAUCGCGGCCGUGCUUCGUUUUUCUGACUAAGGCGCGCUCAGCAACCAACAAGAGGUUUUUUUUUUUUUCGUAUAUGUGACGAUCCGUUGUACAUAAACUUCUAUUUUGGUUUCGCAUAUGUACAUAAAUUUCUAUUUUGAUUUUACAUGUCAAUAUAUGUGAUCCGUGAUUGCUUUCGCUGGCUCAGGAGGGCCUUUGUGUGCAUAGCGUUUCCUCAACAACAUGCCCGCGCCGAAGCCGAAGCCAGAGCCAGAGCCGGUAAGUUUUGAUUAUAAGCUAUUGUAGCUAAUAUUAUAUAUAAGUUUGAGUAUCUCUCUCUCGAAAUUAAGCUAAAGACGCUCCUUCAGCAGUGGAGUUCCGUGACGGCGGAGAAGUAAAAUGUAUACGAAGGAAGCUGUUCUUUUAGCUCUUGACGACGAGGAUCAGAUGUUGGCGCGCCCCUCCCUUGUUGUGCAAGUGCGCCUCGUCCUCGGCACAUACAGAUACAAAUCUCGAAGUGCUGUGCCCCCCCGACAAGAAAACCGCGGGUCAAUCACGUGGCUGUUGCCGGGCAUAAAGAAAAGUUUAGAUUUUUCUUUUCGGCAUGGCUUGCGCCGCCAGUGCUAACUUACAACGAACAGCAGCGGGACCUCCCCGUCCAAGGGAGGCGUGAAAUUUAAAUUGCUGCACUUAUUGCCUUCUUGCCCAAGAUGAAAGCUCCUGCCCUUCUGCGAUGGUAAAGAAAAGGACGACCGCGGCCUUUGCGACACAAUGUGGGCUCAGCGGUCACAAUUUCGCACUAGAUGACCCGAGCGGCAGCUCAGGACAGGCAUUUUUAGAUUCUAUUUUUGUAAAGUCCACUCGCCCCCCCUUCGCCCCCCCUCGGGUUCUGUGCCUGUAGUGCGCGGCGCUGCCUAGGCAGUGCGUUUCGUCAGUGUGAUGCUUUUUUAAGUGGAAGCUCGCCUAGGAAAAGUGCGGGCCCCGUUGUAUGUGGGGUCCGUGUAGUUACUUAUGUCAGGCUUUGCUUACGUAUUUUUCAAAAAAGUGAGCCGCAGGAGCAUCGCGCCGGGCAGGAAGGUUGGAAAUGCGGAAGCCUGCUGCCCACCAUACUGAAGCGAGCGCUUUUUUUAAUUGAGCCUUCGGCGCCACCUGUCGCGCGACGGGCAUCGCUGUACACGAGACAAGAUUUCUGGCAGAAGAUUCCCGCAGGCCCGGACUUCUCUGUUUUGUCCAUUCAGAGGGGUCGAAAGAAUGAGUAAAAGCAUAUACGGCCCUCCCAUCGCCCCAGAAAUGUCGGCCCCCUUUUCGUUCGCUCCAAGGUGUCGCUGUCCCCGGUCUAGUUGUUUGUGCCCCGUUCGCUUUAGGCUCGGUGCCUUCUGGGACCGCUAGCGCGGCAAAAGAUAACUUCUGAACAAGCUAUGCUCCCCCCCAGUGCGGUGCAUAGCAUUACGCAUGGGCUGGACGCCAGCACCCGUUUACACUUGCUCCCAUCGACUGAAAUCCGCAGGGUAUCGGGCUGCAGUGGAAAAGGCGGGGCUGGCAUUUGAGAGGAGUGUGAUCCGCAACCGUUUGAUGAGUGGGGACAUGUGCGGGUUCGUGGGCAUGUCUAAUAUUGCCUUCAGGAGGAAAGCCUGCGACGUCGCGGUAAGGCAACUCGACAAAGAGAUACGAGAAGCCAACGAAGCUGCCCAGAGCCCUGAAACUGCCAUCAGCAAAGCCAAUAUCGUCGCGUGGAGCGCAAUGGGCCUGGAUGUUGAUGGGCCGGUGGUAAAAUUUAUGCCUGGGACAAAAAUUCUAGACGGGACCAUUCUUGGCGGGGAAUCUCUUGCAGUUACGAUCCCUGAGACGCGGGCGCCGCAGAGUCUCAAGCAGUGCAGCGAGCAUUAUUUUGGAACGGGACGAGCUGCGGAGCUCGUCGGAUACCGUACUUAUACUUAUAGCGUAGCUAGCUACGACGCCGGCCUUCGAGCAUUGAUUUUUGGCGACACUGGUCGCCAACUACAACUACUUACACUCAGCAACGUAGAUGGUACGGCAAACAGUUACUCGCCCGCCUGAAGAGGCGAGCACGCAAUUGAUUUUUGAUCCGCGCUGCACAGUUACUUGCCCGCCCGAACAAGUCGGGGGCGCCCGACUGAUUUUUGAGCCGCUCUGGGGGGCUUUCCCUGUGCAGGGGUGGCUGCGUAUUUUAGUGCGCCGCGCGCACCUGGCCCUCUUCACGCGCAAGCGCGCUCUUACAUGUGGGCCGCCCCCCUUCCGGUCUUUGUGGGCGCUUGGGGCGCGUGGACCUUCCUCGUGGCCGUUUGGUCCGCGGGGCCGCCUCUUCAUUCACAGGCGCGCGCCCGAUCUGGGCGGGGGAGGGUGGGCGCCAACGGAGACGGGAAAAGCAAGUAAGUCUGUCGCCUUUUUGCUGUGUCUGUUCUGGUCGCAGGCCCCAUUCUUGGUUCUUGGCCAGCCUCGGUGGGGGGCAGGCAUCGCUAUGAAUGACACAUAUGCCGAUCACUGCCCGGCGCGCAUUGCCGGGCGGCAGCGACGAGUAAGCUUUCUUGCCCGCGCCGACCGCUCGUUCGUAUGUUUUUUCGCUCUGAGGGACUGAGAGAUCGCGUAUGGGCGAGGCCUUUGAAGGAGGGCCCCCUCGGCGGAACGGUGUCCGGGCCGGCCGGGCUCCUCGGCGCGGCAGCUUGUUGGCCUGGUGGCUCUUACCCCCUCGCGACUCGAAGAGCCCCACUAGCGGUCGCGCCGCGAGCGGCCGGCACACAGGCAGUGUGUGGCCUUGGGGGGGGGCGCGUUAGUUUGGGCGCCGUUUUGUGUCGUUGGCCGGCGCGGGGAACUUGGCCUGUUUAGCUGAGUAGGUCGGAGUUUGACGCAUGCAGGCGGCGGCCGCCGUGCGUGGGCCCCUACUUGAUUUUGGCUGCGGACCUCUGCUCGCACACCAGAGCGAAGGGGGCCUGGCGUUUCCGCUUUGAUAUGAUUGCUUCCAAGCCAUGGAAGCCGGCCCCCGCCCGCCUUCGCGCGUGGCUUUUCGUGUUUGUGGUCCUUCGCCCGUCGCAAGGUAGCCCAGGCCGUUUGCAUUUUGUUAGCCCGGCCCCGUGGGCCCUUGAUAAGUGCCCCCCUCGGCCCGUGAUAAGUGCCGCACAUAUGUCAUCCCACCCACUGCAAAUAAAACAGGCGAAAUUGUGCUGUUGCGGCAGAAGUACCUGCACCGGCUCCGCACCGAGCCCCCCCCCAACGCACCCCACUCGGACGUUGAACAAUUCGGAGAGCAUAUCAAAUGGGCGCAGGACGCCCAGGAGUUGCGGACAAACUGGAAGAGGGCGGGCCUCAGAGGCCUGAUAAGUCGUGGCGACGGAACCUACCAAUGGAUGUUGGACCCUCGCGAACAAGCGGCCAGCUCCGCCGCAGCAGUUGCGCCGCAGCCUCCAAUGGCCGCGCAACAACAGCCGCAGCAACCUCUACAGCCGCAGCAACAACACCCGCAGCAACAACAGCCGCAGCAACCUCUACAGCCGCAGCAACGACACCCGCAGCAACAACAGCCGCAGCAACCUCUACAGCCGCAGCAACGACACCCGCAGCAACAACAGCCGCCGCAACCUCUACAGCCGCAGCAACGACACCAGCCGCAGCAAAAUGGACUUGCUCCUCCGCCUGGACUUGUUCGCCCGCGUCUCCUGCCGCUUGCGGCUCUCACGCCUGCGCCACAGCCACAGCCGCAGCUACAGCUGCCGCAACCUCCGCAAGGACCGCAAGCCCCUUUCCAGUUCCCGCUACCGCAGGGUAAUCCCGCUUUCCAAAGAGGCAACAAUGCGUGGCCUCAAGGGCUGCCGCUGGACUUCACUCAACAACAACAACAACAGCCGCC